This is a messenger RNA of Salvelinus sp. IW2-2015, 1835 nucleotides long. The record is from RefSeq and is a predicted model, not a curated record. NCBI's taxonomy places the organism in Eukaryota, Metazoa, Chordata, Actinopteri, Salmoniformes, Salmonidae.
UCUCAUCGCCUGUCCUCAUCUCCAUCUCAUCACCUGUCCUCAUCUCCAUCUCAACACCUGUCCUCAUCUCCAUCUCAUCGCCUGUCAUCUCCAGCCCCAGCCCUAUCUCCAUCUCAUCACUUGUCUCCUGCUCACUCCCUAUCCCCUAGAGUGGACCUGUCUCCUCUUCGCUGCCCUUCCCCUAGGGAUAACCUCUCUCCUGUCUCCUGCCUCCCCUCUCAUCCAACACUCUCAUCUCUGCCCCCUAGUCAUAAACUGUCUCCUGCCCCCUGUCACCCCUCCCCACCCUCCUCUCUGUCUCUGCUAGGUUGUCAUGUCUCCCCCUCCCUAGAGAGACAUCCGUCCCCCCUAAGAGGCCUCUCACCUGUCAGGCCCAAGUCCCCCAGUGGUGGCUCCCCUGCCCCUCAGGUAACCAUCCCUGCUCAACACAGAAUCUGUCUGCCCAGAGACCCAUCUUCAAAUCCCCACAGGGACAGACCUGCUACAGCUACAAGCUCCAAGGCACGGCUGAUGAAGAGCUACUCUGUUCAGGAGGAUGACGAGCUGCGUCCCCCUCUCCUGUCCCCCAGGACUAGACCAUCCCGAGGGGGCCAAGGGGGUGUCCUCAGCCACCUGCCUCUCCACUCCCAGCAGCUAGCCAGGACUGCCAACCUGCUGAUCCCCAUUGGGGGGAUCCACAUGGUACAGCCCAGGACCAGUGCACUCUACAGCUUGGUGACUAGCCCUAUGGCAGCAAAGGACACUCCUACUCCGGCAAGGAUGGACCAGUCCAUGACAGCCCAGAACACCCCUACCCCUUCAGAGAUGGACCGGUCCAGGAUCAGGAGAGCUGGACUAGACGAAGUGCCACUUAGUUGGCCUUCAUCAUUGAAGGACAAUCAGAACAGUCUGAAAGAGGCUGCUAGGCCUAGCACUAGCAUGCACACCAGUUACCAGGACAACAGGGUAGGAGAGGGAGAGGCAGGGGCCGAGUGCAGACAGUCAACACCUCUCCCAGACAAGGCAGGUAUGGCCCAUGUACACGUGUGCACCAUGAGACCAGAGAAUCAUGGGAGUUUGAGUCAAAGGGAAGAGACUGAACUACUGUUCACUGGGACAGAGGUAGCAGGCAGCUCACACACUACAGGCACCCGGACGAGCACUUUGUCCAAGGGAACCACACACACAGAAAGAGAUACAGAUACACACUUUAGAGAAGGAAGUGUUUUUCCAGUGACUACCCAAGYCCAAAAGACGCCGCCUUCUUUCCAGACUAAACUCUGAUAGGAAGGAGCACCAUUAGGGAACAGUGCAACAGACUUGUCUUGGGUACAUCUGAUAUGGCAACGUAUUUCCUAAGUAGGGGAUACGGUGCCAUUUCAGAGACAGCCAUGAUCGCAGAGCUAGAAACAAUUCUGUUUUUGAAACUGAAGAAGACAAAAGGAACCCAAGAAGAGCACUCGGGAGCGUACGGCUUCUGAAUAUAAUGUGAUUAUGUAAUUAUAUGAAUAAUAUAUAGAUAUGUUGAAUAUGCAGUAUAUGUUUUGUAAUCUUUUUUUACUCUCUUCUUUUGGUUAAUGGCAUUGCUGUUAAUUUAUUAUUGAUGUGCUCUUAUGCAAUUCUGUACUAUCCUCUGUGAGAUCUGGAAUGAAAUGUAGAUAAAGAUUUUAUUUAGUUAAUCUAUUCCCCCGUCGACCCCUUUGAUAACUCUAUAAUACAUUAUACUACUCUUGCUGUUUUUAUACUGUAUGAUGUACAGGUGUAAGGUCUUCAUUUGACAUAUAUUGUCACAGCAAAAUAAUCCUGCAGCAACAGGAUUUGAACGUUUAGACUAUAAUGUUGCUUGAUUGGUGGGU